UAUGUCACAAGAACCAUUAAACUGCCUGCGACACAAUGACACGCCGUUUGUGUAGACCAAUCGUACUGCAAUCUGAGCUCAGUACUCUGUAGGCUAGAGAACAGGUGGUUGAUGAGGGUCAACCUGCUGAGCUAAAUCCAAUAAAGUGACAAUGUCGCAGCUGGACAGUCUCAUGUAAUCCCAACGCUUUCACAAUGUGGAACAAAACACUGCUUGUGAUUUGUUGGUUAUCUUACUAUUGUUUUACUUUCUUAUAAAUGUAGGAGACCAUCUGCAGUGGUUAAAAAUGCUGAGUGCCAAUUCUGCAUCUUAAAUAAGGAACAUGCGCUAAUUGGCCACUCUGUUGGAAAGGCGCACACGCCAUUUUAACAUAUACCUCUGCGCAAUUCUUUUGCCCCCCACAAGGUGGCAUCCAGGGCUUUAAUAUGUUCUAACGUUGUACAGGAUCAAUCAGAUUCAUAAUGUCACUGCCCUCAUUUCCUCUUCCUUCUUCCUCCUCUUUUAUGUGCUCACUAUUCAGUUUUACCUUCAUGUUUAGCUACUUAAGACUUUAUGUAGCCAUCUCAUGUCUUGUUUGAUCAUUUAUGGGGUAUGAUGUUUCCAUUUUGUUCUGCUUUAUGCACAUAUCACUACAGUAAAUGUCAAAGGGACAUUCAGCGCUUUUUACUGCUUUUCAUAUGACAUUGAUGCGCUGUUAGCCUAUACCCCAAGCACUAUAUUAAGACUUAAAUUCUAACUAUUUGGUAAGUAGGUACGUUCUGUUUCAGCUCCAGUGUUGGGCUAUUUAUAACCCAUUAAUGAAUCAAUGGUAAUAAUGCUAUGGUUUAUAUGUAAGAGCUAAUUUAACCAUAUUUAGCAGGUUAUACUUUAGUGCAAGCAUUUUUAUUCAUGAAAAUUUUUAUUUGUAAUUCAACAUUUUUCAAUGAAGGCACUGUACAGUGAAUGAUCUAGUUUUUCUGACAAUGGAGUUUAGAGGAAAACAAGUUUUAUUUGGAUUAUGACAUUUUUCCAUAUAUAUUCUGGUAUUUAUUUAAUUGUACCGGCUUGAUGCAGGGUGUAAUUGCGUUGCAUUUCAGUAAUCUUAAUGUAAAAGCGCGAAGUGUCUGUAAGUUUAUAGGCUAUAAUUCACGGCUGUCUUGUGUUGGGUAGCAGCAGUGCGUCGCAGCCCGUCGUGCACCUCUGCGCUCUAAUUGGCUGAGGCUGCAGUGAUGCUCUCUGCAUCCUGCUUCUACAGACAGGACAGCAGGGACGGGAGCUGGAAGCGCGGCCGAGAAAUCGUCAUAAAACACAGCACAGUAGUAUCCUUUUCAUCGUUUGUUUUAAUCUGGAAGAGAUGUUUGCCUCAAAAUGUCUCCAGUCACAGAAGUAGCGGCUGUUACCAAGUCGUAAGUGCUUCUUCAAACCGUCCUCACACAGCAUAGCGAGGCAUAAGCCCCGCUGCGAAAGUCUCACCUUUACACUCCGUGAACACCGAGGAGCAGAUUGUCUCCAAGGCCACCGAGCAUGCCCGUCAACGACCCCGAGAUCGUACUGAGCUACCAGAGGUCAGAUGAGGAGGCAGUGGUAGACCAGGGAGGGACGAGCUCAAUACUGAACAUCCACUAUGAGGAGGAGGAACUAGAAGGCCACAGGACUCUGUUUGUGGGGGUUCGAAUGCCCAGGCAAAGCCAUCGUCAUCACAAAGCUCAUAGCUCUCGCCACCGCAAAAGAGACAGAAGGGCGGGGAGUAUCACAACACAACAAAGUGAGGGAACUGAGACGACCACCACCAGUCAUGAUACACCGUCCCAGCGGGUCCAGUUCAUUCUGGGCACAGAGGAGGAUGCUGAACACGUGGCCCAUGAGCUAUUCACUGAGCUGGAUGAGAUCUGUGUGAAGGAUGGCAAGGAUGCCGAAUGGAAGGAAACGGCCAGGUGGCUGAAGUUUGAGGAAGAUGUGGAGGAUGGCGGGGAAAGGUGGAGCAAGCCUUAUGUAGCUACUCUCUCCCUCCACAGCCUGUUUGAGCUCCGCAGUUGCAUCAUCAAUGGAAGCGUGCUACUUGACAUGCAUGCUGACAGUAUUGAAGAGAUUGCGGACAUGGUCCUGGACCACCAAGAAGCGUCCAAUGAGCUGGACGAUAGCGUGAGACUAAAGGUGCGUGAGGCUCUGUUGAAGAAACACCAUCACCAGAAUGAGAAGAAGAAGAACCUGAUCCCAAUCGUGCGCUCCAUUGCAGAGGGAUCCCGCAAACCGUCAGAGGCCCAUCUGACAGGAUCAGCCGUAUCUCUCCAGCCUCCUCCAUCUGCAGAACCAGCCAAGAACGGUGCUGGACAGGACGGCACCCAGGUCGACCUCAGCAAGGCAGACCUGCAUUUCAUGAAGAAGAUCCCAGAGGGUGCAGAGGCCUCCAAUGUGUUGGUGGGUGAGCUAGACUUCUUGGAGAGGCCCAUUGUGGCCUUUGUUCGCCUCUCCCCUGCUGUGCUGCUCACCGGGCUCACUGAGGUCCCCAUCCCUACCAGGUUCCUCUUCAUUCUCCUGGGUCCAGAUGGAAAGGCUCAACAGUACCAUGAAAUUGGGCGCUCCAUGGCAACUAUUAUGACAGAUGAGAUAUUCCAUGAUGUAGCAUACAAGGCAAAAGACAGAAGUGACCUGUUGGCUGGGAUUGAUGAGUUUCUGGACCAAGUGACAGUCCUGCCACCAGGAGAGUGGGACCCCUCCAUACGCAUCGAGCCUCCUAAGAAGGUCCCUUCUCAGGAGAAGAGGAAGAUGCCUGGAAUCCCUGACGGCACAGUCUAUCAUCUGGAGGAAGAGCAUGCUGUGCACCAUGGGCCAGAGCUUCAAAGAACUGGAAGGUUGUUUGGUGGUCUGAUACUGGAUUUCAAAAGGAAAGCUCCAUUCUAUCUGAGCGACUUUAAGGAUGGCCUGAGCCUCCAGUGUGUGGCCUCUUUCCUCUUCCUCUACUGCGCCUGCAUGUCGCCUGUCAUCACCUUUGGAGGACUGUUGGGGGAGGCAACAGAGGGACAUGUUAGUGCGAUAGAGUCCUUACUCGGUGCAUCUAUGACUGGAGUGGCCUACUCUCUGUUUGCUGGUCAGCCUCUCACCAUUCUGGGUAGCACAGGCCCUGUGCUGGUUUUUGAGAAAAUCCUCUUCAAGUUCUGCGAGGACUACAACCUGUCCUAUCUGUCGCUCAGGGCUUGCAUUGGCCUGUGGACAGCCCUGCUGUGUUUGAUCUUAGUUGCCACAGAUGCCAGCUCGCUGGUGUGCUACAUCACUCGGUUCACAGAAGAGGCCUUUGCUGCCCUCAUCUGCCUCAUCUUCAUUUAUGAGGCUUUGGAGAAGCUGUUCUAUCUGGGAGAACUGUACCCCUUCAACGCACACAGUGAUCUGGACAAACUCACACUGGCGUACUGCAGGUGUGCAGAACCCGAUAAUCCCAGUAAUAAAACCUUAGAGCUGUGGAGGGGAAGUAACAUCACAGCCUCUGCUGUACCUUGGGUCAACCUUACAGUCAAGGAGUGCAUCAGUUUGCAGGGCCACUUUGUUGGGACAGCAUGUGGCCACCAUGGCCCCUACAACCCAGAUGUUCUCUUCUGGUCUACCAUCUUAUUCUUCUCAACUUUCUUCAUGUCAGCCUUCCUCAAACAAUUCAAGACUAGCCGUUAUUUCCCCACCAAGGUGCGAUCUAUGAUCAGUGACUUUGCAGUGUUCCUGACCAUUGUUGUUAUGGUUCUGCUUGACUAUGCUAUUGGAGUGCCCUCCCAGAAGCUGAAGGUGCCCAGUAAAUUCCAGCCCACCAGAAAUGAUCGAGGCUGGGUGAUCAGUCCAAUAGGACGCAACCCAUGGUGGACAGUCUUAGCUGCUUCCCUUCCUGCUCUUUUCUCCACCCUACAGAUUACUGCGGUCAUCAUCAACCGCAAAGAGCACAAACUACUGAAGGGCUGUGGGUACCACCUGGACCUGCUGGUGGUCGGGGUGAUGCUGGCGGUAUGCUCCAUCAUGGGGUUGCCUUGGUUUGUAGCAGCCACGGUCCUGUCCAUCUCUCACGUCAACAGCUUGAAGCUGGAGUCAGAGAGUUCGGCCCCAGGAGAGCAGCCUCGCUUCCUGGGCAUCAGAGAGCAGAGGCUCACUGGCCUGCUCAUCUUCCUGCUCAUGGGCUGCUCUGUAUUCAUGACUGGAGCCCUGCAGUUCAUUCCUAUGCCAGUGUUGUAUGGUGUUUUCCUUUACAUGGGAGUCUCUUCAUUAAAAGGCAUCCAGUUCUUUGACCGUCUGAAGUUAUUUGGCAUGCCAGCCAAGCACCAGCCGGACUUCAUCUACCUGCGACAUGUCCCCUUGAGGAAGGUGCACCUGUUCACUGUCACCCAGCUCACUUGCCUGGUGCUGCUCUGGAUCAUUAAGAUUUCACCUGCUGCCAUCAUCUUCCCCAUGAUGGUGCUGGCUCUGGUUUUUAUUCGCAAACUACUGGAUUUAUGCUUCUCUAAGCGAGAGCUAAGUUACCUGGAUGACUUAAUGCCUGAAUGGAAGAAAAAAACUCUUGAUGAUGCCUCCAAAAAUAUAGAAGAGGAAUCACAAAUUAUGCUCAGUGCACAGAAGGAAGAUUCAGCUAUUGUUCAGAUUCCCAUGAAGAGUAGCAGUCCUUUUCAGAUGCCAAAAACACAUGACCCCAGAUGUGACCCCUCUGACAUUAAUAUAUCUGAUGAAAUGUCUAAAACCACCAUGUGGAAAUCACUCAACUCCAAUCAAAAGGACUCUCGUCCUGAGGCUGCUGCAAAGGAUUGAAGGGAUCGCGUUCAUAGAUGAGUAAAGGAUGUACACAGUUCUGGCAGACUCACCUGUGUCACAUGACUGUAGUUCUAGACCACAGGACACCAAGAUUUGGCUGCUUUGAUCAUCAGCUACUUCGGUGCUUAAAGAAACAAGUCUUGAAGAUUCCUACCAGCUACACAUACUAUUCUCCACAAACACACACACAAAGUCAAGGGAACAGCACAUGUACACAUGGAUAGACAUAGACUUACACCUUCUUCUGUCUUUGUGAGGACUGGAAUAUACUGAAAUCUUUAUUUCCCAAAGCCAAAACAAUGAAAUUAAAAUAAAAACUAACCCAAUUCUAACUCUGACCCCUUGUCCAGGAAAUAACCCUAACCUCAGCCACCUUAACUAUCAUUAUCAUACUGACCUGGGGCUUCAUUUUCAUUUUAACCUCGCCAUCAGUAGUUAACUACAUAAACCAUCUCAAUCAGUUGACCAACGCCCUAUCUGAGCUCAACUAGCAUCACCUUGUUCAUGGCCCAGUGAGAACUAGCGGACUGCUUUUGGCUCUCUGAGGUAGAAAGAUGCCAGUAAAGAAGAAACUUAGCAAUAGCAAUUUUAUUUAUAUAGCACUUAAAAAAAAGGAAGAAUCACAAAGUGAUUAACAAUCACACAAGGCACAAGGCAUAACUAAAAUACAACAUAACACAUGCAGACAUCAGAGAGCACAACAGACAUUAAAAUUAACCUAUCAUACAGUACAAUAAUACACAUAAAAUGUCUUAUAGAACAGUUCACAAAAUUAGAAACACACUCAAUAAAACCCAAGUCACCCAUCCAACCUUAGUUAGUGUGAAAAACCAUAGAGAACAAAUGAGUUUUCCAACAUGAUUUAAAAAGUGCCAGGUUCUGGGCAGACAGAAUCUCCAGUGGAAGGCUGUUCCACAAGCUUCAUAUGGUAAGGUAUGAUCAACCUUGAGCUUAAGCCUGAAUCUGGACAUGUUCAUCAACAGCUGACUGGCAGACCAGAGAGAUCUUCCUGGCACAUGAAGAUUAAUCAGGUAGGAUGGCGCUAGACCGUUCAAAUCAUAAUAAUUUAAAAUUUAUUCUGUACUGGACAGGAAGCCAGAGCGGAGGUUAUGUGGUCAGAUUUCCUUGUGUUUGAUAGACGAGCCCUGGCCUUCUGGACAAGUUAAGGUCGGGAGAGGGACAACUUACUAAUGACAGCGUACAGUGUUUUACAAUAGUCAAUCCUCGAACUGAUAAAGGCAUGAAAGAAAAAAUGGUUUAACUUUUGAAAGCUGUUGAAGCUGAAAAACGCAGGUUUUAACCACAGAGCUAGUUUAUUGGGCAAAAAGCAUAUCAAGAUUUUUUUUUUACCUGCGAUUUAGCAUUUUGGGCCAAGAUUAAGGAUAAGGGUCCCCACCACGUUUGCGCCUUUAAAAACCACACAUUAAGUUUUACUCUCAUUGAGAUUCAGAUAGUUAAGUAAAAGCCAUGACUUAAUUUCCUCAGGCAAUCACCCAACACUGACAGUGAGUUAGUGCCCUUAGAAUUUAUUGGCAGAUACAAUAGGCGAAGUCUUUCCUGUAACAGUAUGCACUUAUGAGAAUUUGAUACUAUUGAAAAGCUCACUUUAAAUUAAUUUGGCCAAUGCAGCGAAGCAGACUCUGCUAAUGCUAUCUGGACAUGGAGCUACUCCACCAACAAUGAACAAUGAAAUACUGACACAGCACUGUGACAGCUGCUAGCAGCCAAGGUAAUUUCACUGAGAUAUGUGGACACUUUCUGAUUCACAGCUGGAAGCCAUACAUUCAUUUAAACCUCAUUUGAAUGUAACAUCCCAAGCAGAAACAGAACAGCCAGUCCAUAUUUCACUGUCACUGCUCUACCUCUAAAAAUGUCAGCCUGAAAGUCUGGAUGGUUUGUUUUCAGCUCUGAGGCAGAGAAGCUGUUGUUUGCCUUUAACUAUCGAUUUACUGUCCUGUAUCAAUGAAAUGUCUCUUGUUGGGUGAAUUUUAUUUUUAAAGCCAGCCACAUGAGGAAUAUGCCCAGUUGGCAGUUUAUUAGGUACACCUGGCUAAACUGACUAACUACACUGAUGAAGGGUGUAACGGUCAGCUUUUGUUGCAACUGUUCCAGAAAAGUGUUGAUUCGACUUUACAGUCUUUUCAGUGGCUGUAGUUUGUGUUAAACAGUAUCACAAGACAUGUUUAGAAUAUUUUAUCUAAUCAAUUUAUAUCAGUUGAAAUAGACCCAGACCUAGCUAGGUGUACCUAUUAAACUGGCAACAGAGGGUCUUUAUCAUUCCUAAUAACUGCAGUUUUUAAGACAGAUGUUCCUCACAAAGAUAGAAAAGCCCCCCGACACACACAACCAUGACCUCUCUACUCCCCUUUUCACCCUUUAUCAGAAACAACACCCAGGUUUUUACACCUUGACUGUGUAUUUAACUGUAUAAUGGAGUGUAACUGCUCUUUUAAAAACAAACCAGGUUUAAAUUCAUCUAGACAGUUUUCUCAGUGAUCAUUCUUUAAAGCUACUAGUCUCUUUUUAUUUAACGUGCCACAUGUGUGUUCUUUUAUAAAUAAUGACGAUAUGGCCAGUUAUUUGGUAGGUUUUAAAUAACACUUUGCAGGUUCAGUAAAACAGAUUCUCUUUGGAGCCAUAAAACAUUUUGUGACGAUGUUAAUGUUAGGAGUCCCACUUCAGUUGAAGCAGAUUUUUUUUAGGUAUAGUUGUUUCCCUUUAUGGAUAUUUGUCUCUGAACUAAUGGUUGAAUAGGAUGGAGAUUGCUUUACUGAAUAAUUGCCAUGUAUUAGCACAUUCUUUUUUUAAAUCUCAGACAAGGUCAUGAAUGCUUCUUUGAAAUGUGUCAGGUCAGGUGAAACCACAGGUUACAGGUGUGUGUGUUUUACUUGUGUGUGAGAGGGUGCAUGUGUCCUUUUGAAUAUCAGGAAUAUAAUAACUAUUUAGUUAUCUUUCAGGGGGCUGCAGAUUUUCUUUUAAGCAAUAACUGUCCCGGAAACCAACCCAAGUAGACCAUAAAACAACUCUUAGUUUAUCAGGGUCUUUAGUGUCAGUGAAGCCUUGCUUAUUUGUGCCUGGGUGGAAUAAAAGCUGUUUAGGAAAUUCUAACAUUUGAAGCCUGAAAACACUUUCAUGACAUGUACCAAAGAGAAAUUUUCAACAUUAUACACAAAAUUGAAAGCAGAUAUUGUGACAGUGUCAGGUUUCUGCUUUAUAGUGACUUCUGAGACCAGAGGUCACUAUGGCUAAAUAACAUUCUACCUUAACACUCUCCCCCUCAUUUUCUACUAUCAGUCACAUCUGACAGUUGUGUUUAAUUAAUUAAUUAGGACAGGACUUUCCUUUUUGGGUUUCUAGGGUCAACGCUCCAGGAAACAGAGGGAGCAAAUAAAAUAUGGUGUAAAAGAAUGAUCCUCAGUUUACUAAUAACUUUAUUUGCUGUUGCACUUUCUGUAGAUAGUUUGUGAUAUUUCUUAUUUUCAAGAGCUCUGUCAAGCAAUUAAAUUAUUUUACAAUAAUUUAUUUGUUAUUAAUUUUUAGAUAAUUGUCCCCUUUACUUUCUGUAUACACUAUAUUAAGCAAAAUGAGUGAAGACAAAGGCAGAAGAUUAGAAAAAGUAAAGAUCUGUGAUGGGAGGCACCACAAGUUUAAUAAACUGCAAUUGUCACAUCCUUUCAGCUUUGAUUGAGGAGCUACAGAGUCUUGAGACUGCUCAUAAAACAAUUACUGAUUGAUAUUUUACUGGAAAAUAAAAAGGAGCAUUAACAGUAGCUUAAGAAGAUAAGUAUAACCAUUAGGGCAAUGCAACAUCCAAACGCCUCCACAUUUUAGGAUCAAAUCCAAAGCUUCAAGCAAAAUUUCAGCGAACUAAUAAACUGAUCUAUUUUUAACAAUUGACUUAAUUAAUAUUGAUUAACUCAUUAAUUUAACCAUUUACUCAAAUACAAUCUCCAAUUAAAUAUCAGUUAUUUAGCUGAUUUGUAGCUUAACUCAAGGCUGUUUUCUCCACAGUUCUUAUAAUUUCUAUUCAAGUGACUUUAAAGCAAAAUGCACCCAUACAGCGACCUAUGCGGUCGCCUGAAGUAAUACCUCUUCCAAGACAUGAAUGAACACUUUGUACAAUGUGUUUGCUGCCAUAUGUACUUCUGCUUUGACUCUGUCAGAUGUCUGAAUGUGGAUAGUCUCUGUAUGUCUGCAAAACUGAAGUUAAUUAAUGAAUAGCAUGACAAAAUAUUAUUCAUUGUGUAAAUAUAUAUUCAAAGUUAUCUGAGGGAGUGCUAAGAGUGAAUAAUGCUGUGUGAUUUGAGAAAGUAAAAUUUAAAAUGCUUCUUUAAUGAACUAGACCAAAUUGUAACAUCUGUUUUAAAAAUUGUGUCAAUUACCAUAGAUGUACUGUAACAAAAGAAAUCAAUGGCAAUUGUUAAAGUAAGUUUAAAAAAAUGUCUUCAACUUGAUUGUCACCUCGUUAAUGUAGAGAACUGAGUAUUUGAAUGUGCGAUAAACACACAGUAAAAUGCCUUGUACUGUAGGUUUGCUGCAUAUACUGUAGUUGUGACCAAGAGGGGUCAUACAGUAAAUUUCAAUGGGCAUGUGUAUAAAUAUGUGCUGUAUGUGUGUGUGCCUGUCAUAGAAUACAUAACCAUUGCCUGUUGUGAAGUCAUUUUGCACUUUUUCCCACCUUACAUCUGGCUAAAAAGAGACCUUUUAAAAGUAAGCAAUGAGACACAGGCUGUCUAAAAACACUCUGAGUCAUUACUGUGUCCUCUUUUGGACAGUUGUAUCAUUUCUUUGUCACCUAGAAACACAGCAAGAGACCCAUGUUUCAAAUGCCAUCCUUUCAUACUAACUUCACUUAUAGAUAAAAGUGAAAACGCUGUACUGUAUGAGGCUAUGUCCAUCUAAUGAUUAUAAGACAUAAACCCUGUGUCUGUUUUAAGGACAAGGUCAGGGUGACUGACAAGACACAGAGAGAGAGAGUGUGUUAGAAAGCAUGAGGCUUUCAGGGAGAGGAGCGUCUGUUCUACAGUAACCUGUAGCCUUGGAGCCACAG
Messenger RNA from Monopterus albus (swamp eel), 9808 nucleotides. RefSeq names its product solute carrier family 4 member 8 (gene slc4a8). Gene Ontology annotation, biological process: regulation of intracellular pH; transmembrane transport; bicarbonate transport. The record is from RefSeq and is a predicted model, not a curated record. Gene Ontology annotation, molecular function: sodium:bicarbonate symporter activity; solute:inorganic anion antiporter activity; monoatomic anion transmembrane transporter activity. Gene Ontology annotation, cellular component: plasma membrane. NCBI's taxonomy places the organism in Eukaryota, Metazoa, Chordata, Actinopteri, Synbranchiformes, Synbranchidae.